This is a messenger RNA of Colletotrichum paranaense, 774 nucleotides long. RefSeq lists its product as uncharacterized. Gene Ontology annotation, cellular component: growing cell tip; plasma membrane; cell division site. Lineage: Eukaryota; Fungi; Ascomycota; Sordariomycetes; Glomerellales; Glomerellaceae. The coding region runs from base 1 to 774 and encodes 257 amino acids. The transcript has 2 exons. The record is from RefSeq and is a predicted model, not a curated record.
AUGCCGUCCCCUCGGCUAUUUGCAGCCGUCAGUGCAGCUUUGCUCGUUGCUUCCUUCGGGCUUCUUCUUACCACUUGCAUAUCUGUCCCCAACACAAGUUUGUCAAUCUUCACAUUAGAGGCGACCAGACGUGGAGCAGGUGGGUCAAUUGGACCAUCUAUUGUUCUUGACUUCGGGCUUUGGGGUUGGUGUCAAGCAACGGCUGCCACAUGGCCAAGAUACCCACAGGGAUGUCUUAGAGUCGGAGGCUCGGCGGGCUAUGAUCCAGCCGCCAUUAUCCGUCCCAUGAUCAUCGGGUUUCCCUCCUCGAUAGAAAGCAGAGGAAUGCGCGACUUGACACUAGGAUUCCCAUUGCCUGCUGUUGCCACUGCUACAUCUGGACUGGGUCUUCUUUCUGCACUUGCCAGCCUUGUCAAACUCAACCGUCUCACAACCUUGGCCAGCGCGAUUCUUGCGAUUUUAUCAUUCAUAUUCGCCGUAUCGGCGCUUGGCUGCAUUUUCUCACUGUUCGAGGAAAUAAGAAAAGAGUUGCCGAGAAGUACAGAUUUGCGGUUGGCUACGAACGUACGAAACUUGCACGAUAUCUCAACGAAAUACGGGGCUUGUUCUUGGACUUUAGUUGCUGCUUGUGCCAUGUUAUUGUUGAGCGCAGCAGUUUUCAUGUUUGCGUGGCUAGCUGAAGUGCGACAGACCCGACAGAAAGUCAGUGAUGAUAGCAGAGAAAAAGCCAGCUACUCGCCAUCAGAGGGCAGAUCAUCGGGGGUGGGAUCUUGA